AUGAUCUGGGAAGUACCCGAUACAAAGGACGUCGAGAAGAAAAUCCAGGAACACGAUCAGACUGUCAAGGUGAUUGAGGAAUGUGUGGUGGAGUACAUUCGGCGGCGCCAGCAAGCAUAUAGGAAGUCUACGCCCACUAGCGUCCUUGGGACGGAAAUGCAGGCAACUAUCAUGUGGGCCAAGUCAAGGAUGCCAAGGUUGAAACAGGAGAUCGAGGACCUACAGUGUAAAGGUAUAACCAAUGCCCCGGUUCUUCCUUGUAUAUUCGUAGAGUUCAAUAGAUAUGUUGAUGCGAGCUCCACUUUUCCACCGGGGCUCCGGCGCUAUGAUGCAGUCAAGGACCAAAUCAUCUGGGAAAACCUGCGGUUCACGGGUAGCCAGCGCACUUUCCACAAUAUAUGGGUCGGUAUAUGGAUUGCAAUUAUCACCCUUCUCUACGCUGUUCCAGUGACCAUGGCUGCUGCCUUUACAAUCGCAGGUCUUUUCCCUGCUGCCCUUACUUCCAUUUUGAUGGCUGUUGCUCGGACUCCAAUUCGCUGGACUAUCAGGCAGAGUGGCAUACCAACCCUGUCUUCGCUUGAGCUCUGCAUUCACAAGGUUUUCUUUGGCUUCUUGCUCAUCCAGAUACUACUGGUGACAGGUGUCUCUAUUGCUGCUCCACCUCUCAUUUCCCAGGUCAUCCGGCGCCCUGAGGUGGCCGAUAUCGUCAUAUGUUCGAUCAUCAACCGUACGUCUAAUUUUUACCUCUCGUAUAUACUCUUGCAAGGUCUUACCCUGAGUGCAAGCAAGCUACUUCAAGUAGGCAGACUGGUUGUCAAUGGAUCACUAGGCAAGCUCUUUGAUAACACCCCCGCAAAGUGUAUCACCGAUGUACUAGGAAUCGCAUACUCAUGUAUCGCGCCUCUGGUUGUGGGCGCGGCCGCCCUGGGGUUAUAUCUCUUCUUUAUCAUCUACCGAUACAACAUUCUCUACAUUAUGAAGGCGACGAUUGACACACGGGGCAAGAGUUUUCUACUGGCCCUACAGCAUGUCACCAUCGGGUGCUACCUACUGAUUAUGUACCUCAUCAGCGUGUUUGCCAUAGGACUCCUGAAUGACCGGUCGGCAGUCGGCCCUAUGAUUGUGACUGUCGUCUUACUCGUGACUGUCGUGAUCUACCACUGCUAUCUAAGUAUGAUGAUCCGGCCAUUUGCUGGUGGUAUCCCACGGCCGGCAGAGAAGAAAGGCGCGCCGCGGUUUCGUACUCCCGCGAGUGAACUCUGGACACCACGUAUCUGGUUCCCACAUGAUUUUACUGGGACGAUCAAGACUGAAUUGGAACAGCUCUCAGGGUUCAUGAUCGCCAUUGAUUCUGCUGCCUGGCUGGAUGAUCAUGGUAAAAUCGUAAUAAGCUUCCCGGAAGCGGCAGCUAUUGUCAACCCGUGCGGUAGACCCCUAUCUGCUAGAGUGAUCUCAUAA
Molecule: messenger RNA, 1458 nt
Organism: Penicillium canescens
Lineage: Eukaryota; Fungi; Ascomycota; Eurotiomycetes; Eurotiales; Aspergillaceae
Exons: 7
Coding region: 1-1458 (485 amino acids)
Cellular component (GO): plasma membrane
Molecular function (GO): calcium-activated cation channel activity
Source: RefSeq, a predicted model, not a curated record